Messenger RNA from Chenopodium quinoa (quinoa), 1059 nucleotides. RefSeq lists its product as uncharacterized. The transcript has a single exon. Bases 1 to 1059 code for a protein of 352 amino acids. Lineage: Eukaryota; Viridiplantae; Streptophyta; Magnoliopsida; Caryophyllales; Amaranthaceae. The record is from RefSeq and is a predicted model, not a curated record.
AUGCCGUCCUGUACGUAUGACUGUAAGGGGGACCCAACGCGGUAUGUGGCUGCGUUUGAAAGUCACAUGUUGCUAUAUACCGACACCGAUGCUAUGUGGUGUAAAGUUUUCCCUACGACUCUUAUCGGCUCAGCUUCGGAUUGGUUCUCCAAUUUAGAGCUGGGGUCAAUUGACUGCUUUGAGACCCUGGUGGAGUUGUUCACGGGUCAGUACAUAAGUAAUAGUGCGAGACAAAGGACAUCUGGCGAGCUCAUGGCUAUUCGGCAACGAAAGGAUGAGUCGCUCAGGGAUUUCAUUAGACGCUUCAACAACGAGGCUAACACUAUACCAAAAUUGCAGCAAGAAAUUGCCGUGAUGGCACUGAUGAAUGGGCUGGAUGACAACGACUUCAAAAAAUAUAUGUCGCGGAAGUCUUUCCCAAACUUUGGGGUAGAAUUUGCCAAAGCUCAUGAAUACAUAAAGAGUGAGGAGCUGCUGAAAACGAGCCGUCAGAUAUCGUCGACAGAGCCCUCUAAAAGGCAAAAUGAUAAUAGCUCGAAUUCUCAGAUGGGUGGGAUAAACAGGGUGCUACCGCAAGGCCAGCAGAGAUCCGGAAGGCCGACACGGGGAUUGGGUCGUUAUAGUAGUUAUACGCAGUCAAACACCCCGAGAGCGGCAAUAUAUUCAAUAAACCAGAAUAGAGAGGAUUGGAGUCGACCGACACCGAUGAUAACGAAGGGCCGAGACGUGAAAAAAUAUUGCAUGUUUCAUAGAUACGUUGGUCAUUACACCGAAGAACGUGUUCAGUUAAAAGAGAACAUUGAAGAUCUCAUAAGGAAAGGGCGAUUAUCCCAGUAUCGUACCCAGGCAGGCCCUAGCCGACAACAAAAUUCACAGCCUAGACAAAUCGAAUACCGAAAGCAGGAAGAUCCAUCAAUGCAAGAUGAUAUUUACAGACAGAAUCAUGCGAAAACAUCUAGACAGGGAGGUAAUCCGACAGGGCGUAAAAUAACAAUCGACGUUAUUACGGGAGGGCCGGUAUAUGGAGGUUCCGUAAGCGGGGCAAAGAAGAGUUUGUAA